This is a messenger RNA of Talaromyces marneffei, 1425 nucleotides long. RefSeq lists its product as uncharacterized. The record is from RefSeq and is a predicted model, not a curated record. The coding region runs from base 1 to 1425 and encodes 474 amino acids. Gene Ontology annotation, biological process: intracellular iron ion homeostasis; iron ion transport; copper ion import. Gene Ontology annotation, molecular function: ferric-chelate reductase activity. Lineage: Eukaryota; Fungi; Ascomycota; Eurotiomycetes; Eurotiales; Trichocomaceae. The transcript is spliced from 5 exons. Gene Ontology annotation, cellular component: plasma membrane.
AUGAAAAGUUUGGUUUACGGAGCGUUGAACUGCGUUGUUAUUUUGUACAGAGUCCACACCUGGGAUGAGGCUAGCGUUCGGGCAGGCAGGCUUGCUCUAGUCAAUAUGGCCGUCUUGUUCAUGACGCCACAGCUGGGUCUCCUGGCAGACAUCCUUGGAAUCUCUCUGCAGUCUUGCCGAUGGAUACAUCGAGCAGCUGGAUGGAUGACCUGGAUUCUAGCGAUAACGCAUGUAUUAAGUAUCCAAAAAAACGUUGACCCUCAGCAAAAAGAGAUCCUUUUUGGGAUCAUUGGAAUUGUCUCGCUAGCAACGAUUAUGAUACUUACUUUUCCGACCUUCCGCAAACGGAUCUACGAACCAUUUUUGAGAAUCCACCAAGCCCUCACAAUUCUAUGCUUGUACGCCAUCUGGCGACAUUUGCCGUCAGCAUCUAUCCUUCCACGAUUGUAUCUCUACAUUCCUUUGUCUUUUCUCGGAUUGAGCACUCUUUACCAGGCCGGAAAAUUUCUAUACCAGAACAGCUUCCUCUCAUCCCGGCCAAAGCCUCGUGCAACAAUUACCUGUACACCAAUUCAGCCACCAAUCGCUAAAAACAAGCAAGACUCGGGAAAGGGACUGGGAAAGGAUGUUGGGCGCAUCAUAAAGAUUCGCGUUAAUCUAGGAAGGCCGCUUGAGAUCAGUGCCGGCCAGUGCAUUCACUUGUGGAUGCCGUCGGUGAGCCUCUGUUCUUGGAUGCAAUCGCACCCAUUUGUGGUUACUUCUUGGUCACCAGCGAAGCAGACCACACUGGAAUUAUUUGUCCAAGUCCGUCGAGGCUUCACUGCAACUUUGCACCAACGUGCCUCUGCCAGUGGAUCCGCUUCGUUCUGUGCGUUUGUGAUGGGUCCGUUUGGGGUCAGCCAUUCCUUGAGUCAGUAUGAGACCGUCGUUGCCGUGGCCAGCAAUGCUGGUAUUGCCGGCGUGGUUCCCUAUCUCAAACAGCUUCUCUAUAGCUACAAUACAUUGACGGGUCAGAUCCGCCGUCUGCAUCUAGUGUGGGAAGUUGACACUCUAGAUAUGGUUGUUGAAGCGCAGCCUCUACUCAAUGAUCUUCUCAAAGACGACAGUCUUGCCAACGGCUAUAUAUUUGAAGUAUCGAUCUAUACCGAAUCAGCCCACGACGACGGAGAAUCCUUCGGGGAACACAAUCGUGCUUUCCGAUACCAUGGGAAGCCUGAUUACAACAAAAUUAUAUCCACCGAAGUGGCAGAUGACUAUAUAGAGAGGGUUCCUAGCACUCCGGAACAGACUGGGGAGAUUCUGAUACUGACUUCCGUCUCAAACAGAUUGAGGGAUCAUUUAAAAUCUGUUGUUCGUGGGUACCUUGGUAGGAAAGUUACUAUGCAGGAAGUGGACUAUGAGCCGUCUGAGGUUAUCGCACAGUGA